AGGAACGACUGGCUCAUUAAUAAUAAUCGAGGAAUUUCGGAAAGAAUGAAAAUCUUUAAAAACGUCAACACUCGCACAUACACACCGAUGAGGAUCUUUUGCUUUUAACUGUCUGCAAAUUAUGUUUAAAAUUUUGCAAGAUAGAUAUUACGGUUUAGAAAGAAGACAGAAACUGUACGAUGCAGCGAAAGGAAAUAUUGAUUUUGUUCAAAGACUGAAACUGCAUAGCAAGAUAGAAGUUCAUUCUGGAUGUGUGAACACAAUUUGUUGGAAUGAAACUGGCCAGUACCUUCUAUCGGGAUCAGAUGACCAGCACCUUGCUAUAUCGGAGCCGUUUUCUGGAAAGUUUACAUCUGUUAGAUCAGGACAUAGAGCCAAUAUCUUUAGUGCCAAAUUUCUACCUUAUUCCAGUGAGAAGAUAAUAAGUUGCUCGGGUGAUGGAAAGAUUUACUACACGGAUGUGGACACAACAUGCAGAACUAACCUCUUCGACUGCCACUUUGGUACAACAUAUGAGGUGAUUGUGAUCCCCAGUGAGUCGUCGACCUUUCUGUCCUGUGGAGAGGAUGGCACGGUCCGUUGGUUUGACCUCAGGGCCAAGACUUCUUGUCUGAAGGAAUACUGCAAAGACGACAUUUUGAUAAACUGCAGACGAGCUGUCACGUCCUUGGUUGUCAACCCACUUAUUCCUUAUGAACUGAGUAUUGCGUGUGCAGACAGUUCGGUGAGGAUAUAUGACAGGAGAAUGCUGGGAACGAAAGCCUCGGGUUCUCACUGCAGUAAGGGUAUCACAGGUAUGAUCAGCAAAUUCACUGCCCCCACACUGUCCAACAGACCUCACAGAAUUACCUCCCUUGCUUACAGUCCCAAUGGAGAGGAUAUACUGGUCAGCUAUUCCUCCGAGUACAUCUACCUGUUUGGUGCGAAGGAUUACAAGAUGAAGAAGUUGCAAGCCCCUGCAGAGGUCUUUCAGAAGUCAAAGUCGAAGAGUGGGCGAAUACCAAAGAAAGUUAAAUCCUCCGACUGGUUCUCGGACACUCCGUCAACAUCAAAGCCACCUCCUAAACAUAAAGAGCCUGAGUCCCUCCCCUCCCCCAGAAGUCCCAGGGAACCUCCAACAGACCUGCCAAUGUCCAGCACACCCCCUCGGACUUCUUCCUCACCUAGACAGUCCACAUCAGAGGGGGUCACUUCCAUGUUGUUGCCCCAGAGCCCAACAGGGUCAGCACUGAGGCAACCACCAAUCAAAAGGCUGCGUCUGCGAGGAGAUUGGUCGGAUACUGGGCCCCAUGCCAGACCUGAGAGUGAACGACAGACAAGUGAACAACCUGACAGACAAACCACGAUCAUGCAGAGAAUGUCGGACAUGUUGACAAGAUGGUUGGAUGGAAAUCUGAGACGACAGGGGGAGGAGGGGAGGGAACAGGAAAGCAAUGAAGCACAAGAGGGGAAUUCUGAAAACCAGGCCUCUGGAGGCCAGGCCGAGGGAGGUGGACAUCAAAGAAGUGAUGAAGUCAAUGAACCAACUUCUGUUGUCGACGAGAUGGAAACAGACGACACUUCUGAUGGAAACAGACUACAGAAUUAUGCAUCGUCAAGACAAGACUCCAGAGUGGAAAAUGUAGACUCUGUUAGUAGUGAAAAUAAUCUUCAUCCAAACUGUGAUAAUCCAGACAGCAGUUCCACAUCAACAAGUGCAAUACCAAUACCCCACAGUCUUUCCAGCUCACAGACAGCUGUUUCAGAAGGUCAACUUACUCAAGCUGGUCUCACUGAAGCCACCAGGAGGACUGCAAAUCCUGAUCCAAAUCCGAGGCUUCCAGAGGUCAGGAAUAUUAUUACGGGUGAGCAGAGAAGGCUCCAGGCUGGACUGCUUGUUCAGGAGGAGCCUGUUAUAAGUCUUCAGUAUUCCUCUGAAGGCACUACUAAUAGCACGGUCAGACUUGGCUUUGCCAGGUUUGAGAAUUUAGAAGCUGGUAUUUUGGAGAGGAGUGCUGAGAAUGCUUCUCUACAACCUUUAGUAAGGGAAGCAACUCCGACUGGAAGUACAGACUUUGAAAACCGCAACAUUGAUAAAGCCAGACAAACAGUGAAUACUGCAGAGGAUAAUGAAAAGGAAAAGGGAGAACCGGUAGGUUUCGUUGAUUCAACAGACAGUAGUGAUAUCUUCGACAGUGAUUCAUUCUCAGGCGAGUCUGGAAAAGAGGAAUCAGGGGAGAAAGGUGAAAGUGCAAUCGAUAGUGUUGAAACUAGUACUCUAAGUGAAUCUCAUGAAUCAGAAAAAACAUGUGAAACUUUGACAGAGUCGAGUGCUGACACUCAGCCUUCAACUAGUUCACAAUCGGGGAGCAGUUCACAGAGGGCUGGGCGAAGAGAGGCCAGCGAAGCAGUGAAAGAGAAGAUCAGACAGAUUGGUAGGAUGAGGAUUUUAGAGAGACUCUGUAGGGAGGGCACCUCAGGAACCCAGCAAAACAGGCACUCAGAUGAUGGUGGAACUUCAGAAGACGAGGAACUGCCAGUUUCCAGGGUCACUAGUCAGUCAGAUGACCAAUCUACAGGUAAUGUAGCUGGAGCAGACUCGGUGCGUCAGAGAGCUGAAAUUACUGGUCAUUCAGGUCAGGAGGCUGUCAGCUCGGACGAGGAAGGGGAGGGUCAAAGGGACACCCUGGAGAGGCACAUCACAGCCAUUAGACUACAGGAGCUGUACAAGAAACGGCAGGAGGAGAGAGAGAAUGAAGAGAUAGAGAUGAGGAGUAUUCACCAGCCUCUACAUAAAAUCAAGUUCAAAGGUCACAGGAAUGCUCGAACCAUGAUAAAGGAAGCGAAUUUCUGGGGCGACCAGUUUGUAAUGAGUGGGUCAGACUGCGGUCACAUCUUUAUCUGGGAUCGGUACACUGCCAAACUAGCCAUGCUUCUGGAGGCUGACCGCCAUGUUGUCAAUUGUUUACAGCCACACCCAUUUGAUCCAAUUUUAGCCUCUAGUGGCAUCGACUAUGACAUCAAGCUCUGGAUGCCUCUAGAAGAAAGUCCUCACUUUGAGGAAGAGGUAGCAGCUGAGAUCAUGAGGCGGAAUGAGGUAAUGCUGGAGGAGACUAGAGACACCAUCACUGUUCCGGCAGCUUUUAUGCUCCGAGUUUUGGCUUCUCUCAACCAGAUCAGGGCAGGUCGUGCAUCAUCCAGCAAUGAAGCUGCAGCUGAAAAUGACAGUUCAUCUAGUGAAUCUGAGUGAUGUUCAGUGAUUCUCGGUGAUUCCAGUGAUUCUGAGUGAUGUUCAGUGAUUCUGAGCGAUUUUUAGUGAUUCUGAGCGAUAUUCAGUGAUUCUGAGCGAUUUUCAUUGAUUUUGAGCAAUAUUCAGCGAUUCUGAGCGAUGUUCAGUAAUUUUGAGCAAUGUUCAGUGAUUUUGAGCGAUUUUCAGUGAAUCUGAGUGAUAUCAUCAGUUUUACAAUCCACAUUUUAUCUACAAACCUGAUCAUGAAGCUAACUGUGCACCGGCGUGAGCUUUUAUGUCAGCUCAAAGCUUUAAACUGACGUUAUGAGGGUUUAUUGAACAUUACAGACAGGAAUGGUUAAACCACUAUAAAUCAUUGUUUUCUGUGGCUUAUCUCGGUAUAUUUGGUGCACUAGGGUAUUUAAUAGUAAAAGUAUACAUAUGCAUGAUGGUAUGUAUGCUGACAUUGUUGCUGAUUUCAUUGCAAUUGUUUGUGGCAAAAUAAAAGUAUGAAGUUAAA
This is a messenger RNA of Ostrea edulis (European flat oyster), 3728 nucleotides long. RefSeq names its product DDB1- and CUL4-associated factor 6-like. Lineage: Eukaryota; Metazoa; Mollusca; Bivalvia; Ostreida; Ostreidae. Gene Ontology annotation, molecular function: protein binding. The coding region runs from base 122 to 3229 and encodes 1035 amino acids. Gene Ontology annotation, biological process: positive regulation of transcription by RNA polymerase II. Gene Ontology annotation, cellular component: Cul4-RING E3 ubiquitin ligase complex; cytoplasm. The record is from RefSeq and is a predicted model, not a curated record. The transcript has 18 exons.